Messenger RNA from Grus americana (Whooping crane), 5922 nucleotides. RefSeq names its product ST8 alpha-N-acetyl-neuraminide alpha-2,8-sialyltransferase 4 (gene ST8SIA4). Bases 358 to 1437 code for a protein of 359 amino acids. Gene Ontology annotation, biological process: N-glycan processing; oligosaccharide metabolic process. Lineage: Eukaryota; Metazoa; Chordata; Aves; Gruiformes; Gruidae. The transcript has 5 exons. Gene Ontology annotation, molecular function: alpha-N-acetylneuraminate alpha-2,8-sialyltransferase activity. The record is from RefSeq and is a predicted model, not a curated record.
CGCAGCGAUCGUAACGGGGCCGCAGUGGAGCAGGAGCUAGAGCUGAGCAGGGACAGGAGGAGCGUAGCUUGGCUCGGCGGGCGUGCAGCGGCGGCGCGACGGAUUUGUCACCCCCGCCAAGGAGAGCGAGGGGCCGCUUGCGAGCCCGGAUCCUGGGCAGGGGAGGACAGGGUGAAAAACUAAACGCCAAACAACUCCCAGUGUCUGUGCCCGUCUGAUUUCUUUUUUUUUUUCUUUAAUUAUUUCGAAAAACAAAAUACUGUUUUUUUGGCAAUUUCUGCCUCUUGCGGAGUUGUUUUCCGCACACCCCUGACAAACAAAGGAAAAGGGGGAGGGGGACCGCGUUUCGCAGAAGACAUGCGUUCAGUCAGGAAGAGGUGGACUGUGUGCACGAUAAGUCUCCUCCUUAUCUUUUAUAAGACGAAAGAAAUAUCGCGGACCGAGGAGCGCCAGGAGGCACCGCUCGCCGGAGAUGGUGAACUGAGUUUGAGUAGAUCAAUGAUCAAUAGCUCUGAUAAGAUAGUUCGAAAGGGUGGCUCCUCAAUCUUCCAGCAUGCUGUAGAAGGUUGGAAAAUCAAUUCUUCUUUGGUGCUGGAAAUAAGAAAGAACAUUCUUCUAUUCUUGGAUGCUGAAAGAGAUGUUUCAGUGGUCAAAAGCAGCUUCAAGCCAGGAGAUGUAAUCCAUUAUGUACUGGACAGACGUCGCACCCUAAAUAUUUCUCAGGAUUUGCACAGCCUUCUCCCUGAAGUUUCCCCAAUGAAGAAUCGCCGAUUUAAAACCUGUGCAGUUGUUGGGAAUUCUGGCAUCCUUCUGGAGAGUGGGUGUGGAAAAGAGAUUGAUAGCCAUGACUUUGUAAUAAGGUGCAAUCUAGCUCCUGUGGUGGAGUUUGCUGCCGAUGUGGGAACUAAAUCUGAUUUUAUUACCAUGAAUCCAUCAGUUGUACAAAGAGCAUUUGGAGGCUUUCGGAAUGAGAGUGACAGAGAAAAAUUUGUGCAUAGACUAUCCAUGCUGAAUGACAGUGUCCUUUGGAUCCCUGCUUUCAUGGUCAAAGGUGGAGAGAAGCAUGUGGAGUGGGUUAAUGCAUUAAUCCUUAAGAAUAAAUUGAAAGUGCGAACCGCGUAUCCAUCACUGAGACUUAUUCAUGCUGUCAGAGGCUAUUGGCUGACAAACAAGGUCCACAUUAAACGACCCAGCACUGGCCUCCUCAUGUAUACGCUUGCCACCAGAUUUUGUGAUGAAAUUCACCUGUAUGGAUUUUGGCCAUUCCCAAAGGAUUUACAUGGAAAACCAGUCAAGUAUCAUUAUUAUGAUGAUCUGAAGUAUCGGUACUUUUCUAAUGCCAGUCCUCAUAGGAUGCCAUUAGAGUUUAAAACGUUGUAUGUAUUACAUAACAGAGGAGCACUUAAAUUAACAACAGGGAAAUGCGUACAGCAAUAAAGUACAUGUAAAAUACAAUAAGAAGUACAGAAUACACACUUCAUCAUAAUGAUGUUGUGGAAUGGCAAUGGGAUCCCAGUGAGGAUAUGUUUCAAUACCCACUAAGCCAUCGGAAAAAGGAAUUUUAUCAGAAGUACAUAACCAGCUAUUAUGCCUGUAAAGUGCUAUAUAACUUAAGCUAUCCUGACUGUAAGGGUUCAAGUAAGUGCCACUUUCACUAAGAAAAAAGCUUGAAUGUAUACUCAGUAGUGUUUACAGGAACCAGUGACACAUUCAUCAUGAAUUAAAGAAGAAAAAUAUAGUCUGCUUACUGCUGACUUGCCAUUGUGGUCAGACAGCCUACAGAAGAAAUCCCCAGUGGGUGGAAUAUUCACUUGAGCAAAUAAACCAGGCUUUGGCAGAAAAUAUCAUGAUGGAAUUGAGUAGAGAAAGUGAAAUCCAUAAGAUCAAACAAAUCAGUAAAUGCCUUCAUUCAGAGGACUGUUUCUGAUCUUGUAUUAUAACCUCAGCUUUUGUUUUGUUGCUUUUUUCCUUAUUGUUGUUGGUUGGGUUUUGUUGCUUUUUAGUAUUGGAACCCUUAAAGGGUUUUGAGGAUGUUAUGAAUAAUUAAAAGUAUCUUACAGAAUUGUCUUAGGAAAAAAAAAAUUCAUAAGGGUGGGAGGGUGGCGGGAAACAUCAAAUAUUUUAUCAAUUGUUAAUGUGUUGAAUCCUGCUGUCACACAACCCUUAAUAUUCCAAUUGUUUUUCUAGCUACUGCUGUCAAUACCCACUACAUGGAAUCACUCAGAGGUCAUUUUGAUCUAUUGUCAAAGAGAAGUUUUUCUGUUGUGUUUAAAGAUGUAAAAGAAGGUGCCCUUAUUUUUGGUACCAAAGAUUACUCUUAUACAUCAGUCUUUCCUUGAAGAAAUGCUGUAGAUUUAGCAUGUUUCUUUGCUGCUGAAGGGAGUAUAUUCUUUAUGCUAUUUAAAUUUUUGAAUUAAGCAUCUCAAAGCAAAGCCUCUUUACAUACUUUGCAUAUAGAAUUUCAUUCUUCAGAAAGAUCUGCAGGAGUAAAGAAAUUAUUUCAUACAUAUAUAUACAAUUUUUAUUCCUGAUUAAAAGUAAAGCACAAAAUCUAAAGGAACUCAGGUGACAUUGGAACAUGUCUAAAGAAAAAAAAAAACCUAGACAAUUAAAUGGAAAAUAAAAGAACUUUAGAUCAAACAGUUCUUUAAAACUUAACUUUCUAAUCGUGUUGGAUGAUAUCUCUAAUAUACCUCUUUUGUAUCAGCACGAUGUUCUGAUUUGUAAAUGACUGAAAUAACAGAGCUGCAUUAUCUCACAGUGAUUUUUCUGAACAUCAGCCUUGUUUAUCGAUGAAAACAAGAAUUCUUUCACUCCCUUCUUUCAAAAAAGAGAAAUUACAGAGGGUAGGACAGGGUGGAGUGUCAGUACAGCAUAUACUAAGAUACAAAACCUGUCUGCAUAUACGUUUUAGUGCUAAUGGAGCAGGUAAAGUAAGAACACCAUGGUUCCACCAUUUUCAUGUCAGGCUAAGCUAAAGAGGAGGCAUGCAGAUACAAUGUAUGGGUAUUUUCUUGUUAUGUUUUCAGUUCUACGUUAGGUCCUCAUCUCCAAAUGUGACAGUUGGUGAAUCUAUUGAAUUUUGAACUAGCUCAAGCAAUUUCAUAUGUAGCACAACACUCACAAACAUUUACUAGCUAAAAGUGCCAUUUACUACCCAUUUUUCCUCUUAAGUUCACAUGUAUUUCAUCCUGCAUGACUAGAGGUCUGUGAUUAUGCAAAUUUAGUAGCUAAAUCACUGCCUUGCAGACAGUUUUGCCAAAAGUUGAUGGGAAAUAGAAAGCCAUUCUGCUAUAUCUAAGAUGUAGCAGCAUCUUUCCUUAUUCACCAUUCUCUCCUACCCAGGACUGUUUACUUUGGGUAUCUGCUAAGCUGUGGAAUGUGGUCAUAACUCUAUCACCACUGAAACCAAGGCAUCACAAGGAACUAAACAGCCAUACAGACUGGAACGUGUUUAAUUUGUUGUUGAUAAACCAGAGGGUAUUAUUUGUACACUGUGUAAACUUGCAGUUUAAGACAAGGCUAUUUCCUUGAUGAAAGGUGGGCGUGUUCCUGUUCUUUCUGUUAGGGUUUUGCUGCUGUUGAUCUUUUAAAAUGUAUUUCAUACACAUGGACAGAAUUUCUGUUGAGAUAAAGAAAUUCCAUGUGCCAGUCUCACAGAAACUCACGAGAAGCAUCUGUUUAGCUUUAUCUUUUCUUCUGGGAAUGUCUUUUCUUCUCUUUAGUGUCAGUCCAUCAACAAAAAAGGAAUUCAAGUAGACUAAAAUAUUAACUGUCAGAUGAUAUUUUUCACCUCAGGGACAGUUUUAAUGCACCAAUGCAUUUAAUGCAAAGUAGAUGAUGACACUCUUAAUUCCUAUGGUCAUUAAAAAAAAAAAUUACUUGUGUAAUUCAAAACAAUGAGAUAAAUAGGAAGACAGCUGAGAAAGUUUUUCUUUAAAAGUCAGCAGAUGAAGAAAAAUUUGGCAUAAGCCUGUUUUGCAACCCUCCUAUUUGAUUCUCUGUGAGUGAAGUUAACUUAAGUACACAAACCAUGGAGUCCAGAUUUUUACCUGAUCACUAAAUCUGAUAGAACAAGGUGAUACAGGGCAAGGUUUCUCCAACUUGGUUGGCACAAGAUGUGACAGUAGCACCUACUUGCAAGAUAACAGAGUUUGCCCUUUUCAAAGCUGAACCUUAACCUCAUCUCCUGCAGGCUUUCCACCUUCAAUACUGCACUCUACUGGCACCAUGAGCCAUGGUCUCAUGGCUCUCUACUGUCAUCCACACUCAUUCUUCUCAUAGCACCCUCCCCUCAAACUGGCACCCAGGUGUGUCUCCCUAACAAAAGCAUAGGACUCCUCACUAACCUGCGUCAGCUUUUAUCCUGAGCUGAAGUGUAAUGUAGCAAGUGGCAUGUUUCAAACCAUCCUCUGAGGCAAACAGCAGUUGUAGUCUUUGACCAUGCAGAUUUUCACAAGCACUAGGAGUCAUUUUACUCUACUGCUCUUGUAUAAGAUCAGUGUCCAUGUAGAGCCCAAAGCUUCUGGGGCUCCCGGAUGUGCAGUUUGUUGUGCUGCAAAUUGUCUGUUUUGAGGGGGUUUGUGACCACGUUACUGGUUACUCUAAGGUGACAUGAGGUGGGAUAUGCCCAGAGCUUUUCCUCUUCGGUUAAAUGGCCUCGGUUGUUAGCCGUCCCACUGCUGGGAAGAUGUAGCAGUGGACUCAUGGCAGAGACCCUUUUCUUACCUUUCCUUUAUACCUCCAUGCUCUGUAUUGCCCUGGGCCUCUUCGUGCAUUUCUAUUGAGGCACCCCAGGUUUUGAAAGAAAAGAACCAGAUUGCUUCCACUGUGUCACUCUUUAUCCCUAUAGGUGACCUGGAGCAUAGCCCCAAAGGCUUAGCUGCUGUAUACAUACUUUACAGUGGAAUAAAUUUCACUUUGUGGUCCUUCAUUGUGCAGUAGUCAACAGCUCAAGCCUCCAUAGUUGCCUUGGAUGAUUUGUUUAUAUACAUUCACACCUCCUGUGCUGCUUACAGCACAGAUCAGAUAAACAGCCUUUAUUAUAAUUACCACUCUUAUCAUCCAACACUAUCAACAACUAAUACAAAGUAGAUAGAUAAGAUAAAAUGAAGAAGGAUCCCUAAUAUUGUAAUGAUAUUUGCCCUGAUGAGGAACAACUAAGAAAUGCACAUCAGUUGAGUGUUCCUCAAAUUUAUUCUCACAUCAGUCGUAUCAAUUGCCAGCUAUGGUUCCUAAGAGUGUUAAAAAUAAGAACUGGGAGCUACGUCAAGACAGCAGACAGAGUAGAUUUUUCCAAAUCUAAUGACAGCUUUACAUUGCACAACCUGAUUUCAUUCAGAUAAAUUUAUUGUAAAUUGUUUAUUAACAAACAAGUUAAUGUUUCUGUGGCAGUCUUUCAUAAAAAUAAUAGAUAAAUAUAUUUGAUUGUUAAGUUUUCAGCUUUGGGACAGUUCUGUCUCCCACAGCCACUCUCCAGAUAUAAGAUCUUUCUCUAAUUGACUGCAAUUUGAAGAUAAACAAGUGUGAGUUCAGUACCUUUUUUUUAGUGCUGAGCACUCUUUACAGUGACUUUCCUGGGAGAGACGUGUCCAGGAUCGAGAUGGGGAUCUAGAUUAGCAUAUUUCAGGAUAUAACUCUGAAAUUGCACAUUAUUUAUUUAUAAGAGCACUGCUACUUUCUGUAGGGAAAAGCACAAUUGUUCUAAAUAUAGAUAAAACAAAGGAAGAGCGUUUACAGAGAGCUUCAUUCCUGCACAGUACUAUUGCUACUGAGCAUAUGUAAUACAAUUUCUGUGGUUUAAAGUAUUGAUAUGUAUUCUGUCAGGAUUGUCAUGCUUGACACUGUUAAUAUUAUUUCAAGUACAGGUAUGGGGAUUGUUUUUUAUUUGUAUAACUGUAAAAUAAAGACCUUUUUUCAUUU